This is a messenger RNA of Phragmites australis (common reed), 1357 nucleotides long. RefSeq lists its product as uncharacterized. Gene Ontology annotation, cellular component: cytosol. The record is from RefSeq and is a predicted model, not a curated record. Bases 1 to 1062 code for a protein of 353 amino acids. Lineage: Eukaryota; Viridiplantae; Streptophyta; Magnoliopsida; Poales; Poaceae. Gene Ontology annotation, biological process: glutaminyl-tRNA aminoacylation. The transcript is spliced from 4 exons. Gene Ontology annotation, molecular function: protein binding; ATP binding; glutamine-tRNA ligase activity.
AUGCGGGCGCGUUCGUCGCUUCUGGUGAUGUUCACGUCGGUUUUUGAUCGUGAACCAUCGGAUUACUUCAUCACCAGAUCAGGAUCAUCCGAUACGGUCUGUUCGCCCCGCACCGUGUCACAGGCUUCCGGAGGCUUCGACAAACUUCUCCGCUCGCCCGGCCGCCUCUCCAGACGUCGCCGCUGCUCUCUCCCUCGGCCCCCUACCGCCCCCCCCCCCCCCCCGCCAAGACUACCGCCACCUCCAAGCGCGCCUACCCCGGCUCCUCCGCCCACGGUGCCGGCUCGGCGUUUGCGGGCGCCGCCACCAGGACCGGCGAGUACAAGGCGUCCCCCCGCAGCGCCGCCGCGCAAAGGUAAUUGCUGGCAGGUACCUCCGUCGGCGCGCCGGAUCCAUAUCCCAUCGGCCUCCGCUGCAGCCCUCCUUCCCCAGCUCGCACACGUCUCCCUCACUGCGGGCGAGCACAUGCGAGGUAAUGCCCCCGACAACAAGCUGCUCGAGGAGCUGAGGAAGGUGCACAACUUCUUCCUCCGCUCUCCCUUCCGUGGCGCCCUCAAGGUCAACAACGAGCUGCUCGAGAUGUACGCCAAGUGCGCCGCUAUGCCCCAUGCCCGCAGGACGUUCGACAAUAGGCCUGAACGGAACAUGGACUCAUGGCAUAUCAUGAUCGACGGCUACUCCGUGAACGGGCUUGGAGACGAGGCGUUGCGGCUGUUCAAGCUGAUGAAGGAGUGCAUGGCGCCGACCAGCCACACUUUCGUGCUCGUGCUCAAUGCUUGUGCCUCCCCAAGGUUUGAUGACACAAAUCCAGAAGCUGAAAGAAAAGAAUACAUAGACCACAUUCAGGAAAUUGUCCAUUGGAUGAGAUGGGAGCCGUACAAAGUAACAUACACGCGUGACUAUUUCCAAGCUUUGUAUGAGCAUGCUGUUCAGUUAAUACGGAAAGGGCUAGCCUAUGUAGAUCACCAGACCGCAGAAGACAUCAAGGAGUACAGGGAAAACAAGAUGAAUAGUCCACGGAGGCAUAGGCCAAUUGAAGAGUCAUUGGCAGCACUCCGUUGACAAGGAGUAUCAUCAUCUGCAAUAAAUUCUUUUAUUCGUGGAAUUGAGAUAAUAGCUUAAUUCGCGUUGACCGUCUACAAUAUCAAUCAGAUAAGAGCUUAACAAAACAGCUCCUCGAACCAUGGUUGUUUUGCGUCCUCUAAAGAUUUGGUGUUUAGUUUCUGUUUUAAAUCACUUUCAUCUUUUUGCAGCGCAUUAUCAUUCAUUGCACUACUUUUGCUAACUAACUCAUUGCACUAUUUAGACCAAUCAUAUUCCUACCUUAGCGACGGGCCAUACGGUGCGCCAAUGGCGC